Molecule: messenger RNA, 1607 nt
Organism: Nannospalax galili (Upper Galilee mountains blind mole rat)
Lineage: Eukaryota; Metazoa; Chordata; Mammalia; Rodentia; Spalacidae
Gene: Mad2l1
Product: mitotic arrest deficient 2 like 1
Exons: 6
Coding region: 140-757 (205 amino acids)
Biological process (GO): mitotic spindle assembly checkpoint signaling
Cellular component (GO): kinetochore; cytoplasm; nucleoplasm
Source: RefSeq, a predicted model, not a curated record
GCGCCCGUCGCGCCUGCGCAGGGGGCAGCCAGGGUGCUGUGUCGUUACUUUUGAACAGUGUGGCGCGGAACAGUUCGAAGAGCCGCUUGGGUAGCUGUCUGCGCAGUGGGAGCGAGCGUUUUUGCCCGUGGGCCCAGCUAUGGCACUGCAGCUCGCCCGGGAACAAGGCAUCACCCUGCGCGGGAGCGCGGAAAUCGUGGCCGAGUUCUUCUCAUUUGGCAUCAACAGCAUUUUGUAUCAGCGUGGCAUAUAUCCGUCAGAAACCUUCACCCGAGUGCAGAAGUACGGACUCACCUUGCUUGUAACUACUGAUCCUGAGCUCAUAAAGUAUCUCAAUAAUGUGGUGGAGCAACUAAAAGAAUGGCUGUACAAGUGCUCAGUUCAGAAGUUGGUGGUAGUCAUCUCAAAUAUUGAAAGUGGUGAGGUCCUUGAAAGAUGGCAGUUUGAUAUUGAGUGUGACAAAACUGCGAAAGAAGAUAGUGCUCCUAGGGAAAAGUCACAGAAAGCUAUCCAGGAUGAAAUUCGCUCCGUGAUCAGACAAAUCACAGCUACCGUGACAUUUCUUCCACUGUUGGAAGUUUCUUGUUCAUUUGAUCUACUGAUUUAUACUGACAAAGAUUUGGUCGUGCCUGAAAAGUGGGAAGAAUCAGGACCACAGUUCAUUACCAAUUCUGAAGAAGUCCGUCUACGCUCAUUCACUACCACAAUCCACAAAGUGAAUAGUAUGGUAGCCUACAAAAUCCCUGUCAGUGACUGAGGGGAAGGUGGGGAAAAGCCAGCAGUGUACUUUAAUAAAUGUGCCUGAUUGUUCCAGUUCUUGGGUUCGUGCUUGACCUUCUGUAGACUCAAUACCAUGAGAGUGCUGUACAUUAUUCAAGAGGAGCCAAUGAAUUUUGUCAACUUUGGAAAGUGAAAUCCUUUAAAGGGUAAUUGUAGAUAGUAAUUGUUAUAAACCUCAAUGCUUUCCUUGAUCAUUUUGGUCAUGUAGCUUGACUCAAUAUAUGUAGAGAGGUAUCUGAAUAUAAAUAGAGCAAAAGAGGUUUGUCCGAAUCUUUGUUUAGUUUCUGAAAUUAGUGAAAUACUGCUUUAUUAGAUCUAUUUGUUAUUUCUGCCAUUGUAUAUAUCCCAUGUUGAAACAAAUUGUAAUUAUUUGAUUUUAAUGUAUAUACCAUGAACCCACAAAGCAAUGGAUAUUUGUACUGCUUAAUUUCUGUAAUAAGGACCUCUUAAUAAUUUUAAAUGUUUUAUAAAAAUCAAGCUUAAAUAACAGUGAUAAAAUAAAGUCUGAGUGUUUUAAAUUUGCCUUAAAGUAUUUUUGAUACUUGAUGUGGUAUUAAUACAGUCAGACGGAACAAUGAAUUGAGAAUAGUAAAUUACUCCUUUUGAUUUUAUGCUACCUUCAUCUCACAACAGUGCCCUUAAUGUAAAGGAAUAGGUGUCACUUGUAAUUACUUGAGUACGAGGCUCUAGUGUCUCUACUCCUAGUGUUAGCAUAGCCUGGUGUUUCUUAUGCAUUUGAACACCAAGCCUUCACUGCUGCUCCUAGCAGGUGUGUUAGUUGUUUUCCAACAUCAAUUUAAAACUCAAUAAACCGCUUCUAAGCUCCA